Messenger RNA from Lactuca sativa (garden lettuce), 2718 nucleotides. RefSeq lists its product as uncharacterized. The record is from RefSeq and is a predicted model, not a curated record. Lineage: Eukaryota; Viridiplantae; Streptophyta; Magnoliopsida; Asterales; Asteraceae.
AUGGCGGAAUCUGAGUUGAAUGAUUCUACAACUAUCAAUUCAUCGAAUCCUUUUUUCAUUAGUUCUUCAGAUAAUCCCAAUUCCAUUCUUGUUGCUUCGGUUUUCAAUGGAACUGGAUUCAAUUCAUGGAAACGAUCAAAGAUGGUAUCGUUGUCUGCCAAUAACAAAUUACGUUUUGUUGAUGGAACAAUUCCUAAACGUCUGAUUACUUCAUCGUCUUAUUCUAAUUGGGAUCGAGCUAAUUCCAUGGUGUCAAAUGGAGCCAUGCUGUAUCAAAUUCAGCAACAACUGUAUUCAAUUUCUCAAGAUUUGGGACGAAUUACGUGUUUUCAAGAUCUACCUCCUUGUUCUUGUGCUGCUGCAACUGCAAUUCAUAAAUUUCUUGAAGAGCAACGUCUAAUUCAACUUUUGAUGGGACUGAAUGACUCAUAUAAAAUACUCAGAGGUCAAAUUCUUAUGAUGAAACCAUUGCCAACUAUUUCUACCGCUUAUUCUCUCAUUAUUCAAGAAGAACAACAACGUGGAAUUAAUAAUCUAUCGAUUAUUAACAAUGAAGCCAUUGCGAUGCUUGCUUCUUCUGAUAAUUCUUCCAAGAAACAUCUUGUCUGUUCUCACUGUAAGAAAAAUGGACACACUAAAGCUCAAUGUUAUCGAUUAAUCGGAUUUCCAUCCAAUUUCAAGUUUACUAUAACAAGGAAAGAUGAAAAUAAGUCUAUGGCUCAAAACGUUGAAGUAAUCUUUGCAUCAUCUCCUUCAAUUUCUCCUGAAGAAUAUCAACAACUCAUAGAUCUGUUCAAUUCUCACAAAUUUGGUCAAGCACCUACUCAAGCAAAUCUUUCUUUGGUCAAUGGAGCAAUGAAUGAUGAAGGUAAACAAGAUUCAUUCAUUCGUUUUGCAUUGAAUGUUCGCAAAUCUUCUUCAAUUUUACAAGAACAAUUUUCUUGGAUUAUUGAUACUGGUGCUACUGAUCAUAUGUGCUCUAACAAAGCUUUAUUUUCUUCUGUUUCUAAACUUCAUCAGCCUCAAUUCAUUGGUCUUCCUGAUGGUUUUAAUACCACUGUUGAACUCAUUGGAGAAAUUCAGUUACAUGAUUCUAUUAUUCUCAAAGGAGUGUUUUGUUUCAAAUACAACCUCAUUUCUGUGCCAAAACUUACUGCACAAAUACAAACUUUUGUUAUUUUCACUGACAAAGCUUGUAUGUUGCAGGACCCUUUAUCGAAGAAUGAACUCUCUGUUGGCAUUUUUGGCACACAAACACAGUUUUCAAAAACCAUCAAAGUCAUAAGAACGGAUAAUGCUUAUGAAAUGGGGUCUAGCACCGAGUGUAUUGAUUUUUACAAAAUUCAUGUUAACCAUGAUUUUCCAUCUAUAACAACACAUUUUGAACCCGCUUUUUAUCAUCAAGCUCAAGGUAAACCUGAAUGGGAAGAAACAAUGCAAACUGAGUUACAAGCUUUACAACAAAAUCAUACUUGGGAUAUUGUUAAAUUGCUCAAACACAAGAAACCCAUUUCCUAUAGAUGGGUAUAUAAACUCAAAUAUCGUGCUGAUGGUUCAAUUGAAAGACUUAAAGCACGCUUAGUUGCCAAAGGAUUCACACAGAAAGAGGGGAUUGACUAUCAUGAGACCUUCUCUCCGGUUGUCAAGUUUACAACAGUUCGAUGUCUCAUUGCUAUUAUUGUUAAACGAGGAUGGCCAAUUCAAGAAUUUGAUGUCAACAAUGCUUUUCUUCAUGGAGAUCUCCAUGAAGAAGUUUACAUGAAGCCUCCUCUUGGUUUUCAUGUCAAUUCUCCAUCUCAUGUAUGCAGGCUUCGCAAGUCUCUUUAUGGCUUAAAGCAAGCCUCUCGACAAUGGUACUCUAAAUUGUCUAAUGCUUUACAUACCCGUGGUUUUCAUCAUAGCAUCAAUGAUUAUUCUCUAUUUCUUAUACAAAUCCAAUCAACAAUUGUCAUUAUUGCUGUAUAUGUCGACGAUAUUCUGGUUACAGGCAAUGAUCAAGUUGAAAUUUCAAAUUUAAAAACUUAUUUGGAUGAUUUAUUCAAGAUCAAAGAUCUGGGAAGUAUUGGAUAUUUUCUUGGAUUAGAGUUCAGUGCCAUUGUUGGAGGUUUGGUUGCACAUCAACACAAAUUUAUACAUGAAUUACUUCAGUUGUAUUCUAUGCAAGAUACUACUUCUGUUUCCACUCCACUUCCACCAAAUAUUCAUCUAACUACCUCUAUGCCAAAUCUUCUCACCAAUCCUACUUCUUAUCGGCAAUUGAUUGGAAAAUUGAACUUUAUUGUUCAUACAAGACCAAAUUUAUCUUAUGCAAUACAACAUCUAAGUACACCUAUUUCUUGGAAGUCUAAGAAACAAGCUACUAUUUCUCUUUCUUACGCUGAAGCCGAGUAUAGAUCAAUGCGACGAGUGUGUGCUGAGUUAGCCUGGCUAACAAGGCUUUUCCAUGAAUUACAAAUCUCGAAUAUUACUCCAAUCCCUCUCAAAUGUGACAAUCAAGCAGCCAUUCAUAUAGCUCGCAAUCCAGUUUUUCAAGAUCAAGCUAAGCACAUCAAAAUUGACUGUCAUUAUGUUCGAGAAAAGCUACAAAAUGGAUUGAUUAAUUUGUCCCAUGUUUCUACCCAGGAUCAACAUGCUGAUGUGUUGACCAAAUCAUUAAAUGGAUCUCAACAUGCUCGAGCUGUUUCCAAUCUGCAGUUACAACCAUACCCUCCAGCUUGA